AUGGAGGAAUCUGCCAUGAAGAGGAAAGUGGACAAGGGUACAUCUGUAAAUGCAGUUGUGGAUGGAAAGGAGACAAUUGCGAAAACAAGACUUAUACAGGUACCCCCUAAAUUUAGAAACGUUCUUCAUUAUACAUUUGUGGCUUAUGUUUAUUCAACUGUGCCAUUCUUUUCCAAGCUUGUGAUUCCAGUCCAUGUCUCAAUGGAGGAACCUGUUUUGAAGACAAAAGCGGAGAAGAGUACAUCUGUAAAUGCAGUAGUGGAUGGAAAGGAGACAAUUGCGAAAAUAAGACUUAUGCAGGUACCCCCUAAGUUUAGAAACGUUCUUCAUUAUGCAUUUGUGGCUUAUCUUCAUUCAACUGUGCCAUUCUUUCUCAAGCUUGUGAUUCCAGUCCAUGUCUCACCCUGAAAUUUCAAGACACGAACCGGUCAAAAAUCCGCGCUACAACAUUCACUGUUUUGAUGUUAUGCUAAUUUUUCCAAAUUAAUGCGGACAAUACAUAUAUCUAUGACUAGUACAUUUCAGUGUGAGUAUUGUCAAUGUUUUACAUUCAAAAGAUGCGAUAAAUUCAAACUAAAAUGUACUAGUCAUGGAGGUAUGUAUAGUGCGCAUUAUUUUGGAAAAAUUUCCAUAACUUUAAAACAGUGAAUGUGUACGUUGUAACGCAGAUUUUUGACCGGUAAGUAGGAUAGAUUUGUCUUGAAAUUUCAAGGUGUUGCAGUGAAUCAAUCUUAAUGAAAGUUUCAGACAUUGUUACAUACAUUGUAAAGAUUAUGUGAAGAGAUUUUAAAAAAAUUCGUUUGAGUAGUUUCAGAGAUAUACAAAAAGGCGCUAAAAGUCCAAAUUUUGAAUGAAGUUGCACUUAUACAAGUAGUGAGAAAACGGCUUAGCUUUCAAGAUCGCAAGAACGAAAAUACACCAAAAUUUCCUAGCAUCAAAAUAUGAUAUUAAGAAGCAUUCUGACGCCACUUAUUAAGAAUAAUUUGAGUCAAUUAUGACGUUUUUAUUAAAUCAUCAUCACGGCUAUUGAAAAGUUAAGGUUUGAAAUUUUUUUUCGUUUUAGUCGAAUGCAAACAUACAGAAUUUUUUACUCCUUACGGAGAUAGUUUGCUAAAUACUAAACUUUAAUUUCCUGGCGUUAGAUUUUCACUAGCUGGUCUAGAUCACACAAAAUCCGGCUUUUACCAGUUUCAGAUUUUUUUGUUUAUUGUUGUCAUAGUAAUAUCGAUUUUACUUAAAACUGCAUUUUCACAAAUUUCAAUCCAUAGGCAAUUACUUGUGAAAAUUUUAUAGCGAUCGGACAAGGAAAAAACGACUUUUAAGGCGGUUGAAAAAUAUCGGUAUGGCCUCUAAAAAACUGUAUCGAAACACCUUAACCGCGGUCGGAAUUUAGUAAAAAGUUGAAUUUGCUGAUCAGUAGUACGCCCACAAGUAUUAAGCUCACCAGCACGAAAGUAUCGAGCUAACCCGUUUCAAGGACGACCCGCAACAGAAGUAAGUAAAGCAUGAUUGUGAAAUUAGAGUUUCGAAUUGAGACAUUACCAGUGAAAUUAUUGUGCUAGAAAUUAUAAGCAAGCUAAGUUGCGUAAUCUUAAAUUGUAUUGCUCUGUUUCAGAUCGAAUAAUCAAAUCAAAUCAAAUCUAAUCCAAUCUAAUCCAAUCCAUUCUACUUCAAUUCUAGUUUAAUAAACAAACGAUUAUACGAUAAGUGGUGGUCGUUGGAGUUUGGCUCAUGAUUUAGUCCCGGGAUAGAAUAAUAAUAAUAAUAAUAAUAAUAAUAAUAACAAUAAUAAUAAUAAUAAUAAUAAUAAUAAUAAUAAUAACAAUAAUAAUAGACACAUAAAGCGCGGUAACCACUAAUUUCUCAAAGCGCCGUACAAUAAUAUGGUAAGAAACUAGAGUUAAAAACUAUUAUAAGAUAAAAUAAAGUUAAAUGAAGUUACUAAAAUCAAACAUCGUAGUCUAAGUUAAAUAAGUACGUCUUCAACUGCGACCUGAACUGGUCGAAAGAUGUAACUCCCCUGAGUUCAGGAGGCAAUUGGUUCCAUAACCUAGGAGCAGCUGCGGAAAAAGCCCCAUUUAGUGCAUGUCUACGUGAAACACCCCAAUCCUUACAUUCUUGGCCUAGAACUAACCUAGCGCUUAAUGACAAUUUUUCAGGGCCUUGUGAAAUUCAAAGUCCAUUUGUCAAGGUACACAUAAUUAUUCAUUUUUAUAGUUUUAUAUGUACUUACAUUUAGUAAUCUUCAUCAAUCUUCUAGAGUGGCUCUAAGGGGUGGCGUUGGGGGGAGGGGCUGAAGUUUUUGAAAUUUAGUCAUGUUUGUCGACACUUCAGAUCACCCUUAAAUUACCAUUGGUCUUUCAAUAUACUGUUAGGUCAAAACAUCUCUUUGCUUUCCUCCUGGUGUCCUGAGUGUAAUUCAUUGAAAACAAAACGCCGCUGCGAAAUUUACAGGACUGAAUGGGGUUGCUGUUUUAAAUGUUAUUUUUCCGUUGUAACCACAAAGUUGUAUUAGGAGUUGACUGAGUCUCCAGAUUAAAGCUAAUACAAUCAACCUAUAGAAAAUUUCUAGAACUCUGUUUAACAGAAAAGCGUUAUGUGUUGUCGAGGUACCUUCACUCAGAACCUCAUUUGUAAAAUAAGCUUUGCAUGAUUAAGACAAUUUUUUCCCGACUUAGGGCUGUCACUCAGGCUGGAUGCUGAUUGCUCGGUUCUCCAAUAACGACGGCAAAAAUUGGAUGGCUGACAGUGGUGAUUGGUGGUAUGACCGAAGUAGUGCUUCUGGAGCAACAACUGAUCCGUCAGUUAACGCUGACAUGAUCUCACCAGCAUUUUGGCUGCUGAAAGGCAAAGAGUUUAAAAUCACGCGCAGUGAUGACUCCAGUCACACGCCACUGUUGCAGACCACGGGCAACUGUUUGGGUGAAAAGACAUUCCGAUCAAAAAUCACAAGUUAUGGCGACUUUAGAAAUGGCAAGGUGUGGUCCAGUGACAGGUGCCUGGGAAGCUGCACGGUUCAAUAUGGCGGUCAGUACAAGACAACAGACGGGUUUCAACAGGCACAGUGUAGUAGCAACAUCCAAAGUAGCAAUAAGAUCGGCUUCUGGUGUGACUGGGGUAACCCGUAUGGGGAUGGAUCAGUGAUGAUGAUUGGUGGAGGAGGAAGUAGCUGUAAUCGUGCUGAUCACGGGAUUGGAAUAACAGAACAAAAUUCGGCCUCUUUUGUAGAACUAAGCAGUCGUGAAACUGAAUAUGACUUUGGUAAUAACGCUCUAACUGAGAGAGGUAAAACCCCGCCAUCGCGAUCCUACUCAUUAAACUUAUGGAUUCGUUGA
Messenger RNA from Porites evermanni, 3335 nucleotides. NCBI's taxonomy places the organism in Eukaryota, Metazoa, Cnidaria, Anthozoa, Scleractinia, Poritidae. The record is from the annotation of a GenBank genome assembly.